AUGUCUGCUCUGAAUACCUCUUAUUUACGUCCAAAAGAAUUUAUUCUGAGUGGAUUCACAGGAAUGGAAAGCUACCAGGCGUGGAUUUCUAUUCCAUUUUGUGCCAUGUAUGUUUUAGCUCUUGUAGCUAAUUUCUUGAUCAUUUAUACGGUAAAGGUUAAUCACAGCCUACAUACUCCUAUGUAUAUUUUACUUGCAACUUUGUCAAUUGUGGAUCUUGCUAUGAGCAGUUUAACCAUACAGAUUUUAAAGAUAUUUUGGUUUAAUCAGAGAGCUAUUGCUUUUGAAGCUUGCUUGUUUCAGUUAUUCUGUGUUCACUUUUUUUCAUCACUUGAGUCAUCAAUUCUUGCUGUUAUGGCUUAUGACAGAUAUGUUGCUAUUUACAACCCCUUGCGCUAUAUGUCAAUUUUGACACACAGAUUUUUAGCUCAAGUGCUUUUAUCUCAUUUUCUGAGAGAUAUUAUCUUGAUAUGUUUGCUACCAAUCUUAACCUCCAGAUUGCCAUUCUGUUCGUCUAAUGUCAUACCACAUUGUUACUGUGAUCAUAUUGGUGUUGCAAAAUUAGCAUGUACUGAUAUAUCUAUGAAUAGUUACCUAGGCCUUUUUGCAAUAUCUUCUAUUUUUGGCUUGGAUAUCAUAUUCAUUACAUUUAGUUAUGUACUGAUUCUGAGAUCUGUUCUAAAGGUUGGCUCCAAGGAGGCAUUUCGUAAAGCAUUGAACACGUGUGGUUCUCAUUUCUUUGUAAUGUUGUAUUUUUAUACAACUUUACUAUUUAGUGGUUUAGUGUAUCGGACUGGCCAGAAGGUUCUCCCUGAAAUUCACAUUAUGUUUGCUGCUUUAUACCUUCUUGUACCACCAGUCUUGAAUCCUCUUGUUUAUGCCAUCAGAACCAAGGAAAUCCGUCAUGCAUUUUUAAAAAGUGUUUUGAAUAAAAGUAGUAACUCCAUAAAGCAGUAA
Messenger RNA from Polypterus senegalus (gray bichir), 957 nucleotides. Its product is annotated as olfactory receptor 52E4-like. The record is from RefSeq and is a predicted model, not a curated record. Bases 1 to 957 code for a protein of 318 amino acids. Gene Ontology annotation, biological process: G protein-coupled receptor signaling pathway. Lineage: Eukaryota; Metazoa; Chordata; Cladistia; Polypteriformes; Polypteridae. Gene Ontology annotation, molecular function: G protein-coupled receptor activity; olfactory receptor activity. The transcript has a single exon. Gene Ontology annotation, cellular component: membrane.